AUGGACUUGCAUCCAAGAAGGGAAAGUGAAGGUACGUUUGAGUUUGGUAGCUAUAGUAAAGAAGCUGAUGAUUUGCAUUCUGUAGUCAUGUAUUUCUCAGGGCUGAAACAAGUGAUUGGUGGAAUCCUCGGUCAUGGUAAAGCAACAGUUGUGAGUAUUUCUGCACACUACUAUAUGGAUAAAGGAAUUGAAGAAGUGUUGGGUAAAGAUUAUAUGGAAAGAAUCAAGGAAAAGGGAUUUUUGGAUUUUAUUGGUGGUGACGGAACUCAGUACCGCGUCACAGAAGAGAGUUUAAUGGAACGCCUUGGUACUGAUAUGCAUGCCUUGUGCCUCUCAAUUGCACCGGACUGCAGUUUAGGGUUCUAUCAAAAGAUUUUAGGUGAUUUUCUAGUAUUAAUAUCCGCCUAUCACAUCACCGGUCUUCAUUAUCAUCUUUCUCUUAAUGGCCGCUCAUUCGCUCAAUCAUCAUCUGUUAUUGUUGAGGAACAAACAGUUAUUGUAAAGAAUAAGUAUGGUGAAAAUCUUGUUGGUGUCUUACACGAAACGGGUUCUACAAAAAUUGUAAUCUUGUGCCAUGGAUUUCGAUCAAGUAAGGAUACUCCGAUUAACACGAACUUGGUCGAGGCUUUAACAAAGCAAGGAAUUAGUGUAUUCCGGUUUGAUUUUUCUGGGACCGGGAAAAGUGAAGGUACACAACAUGAUGAAUACAUUAAGGAGGCUGAUGAUUUGCGUUCUGUAGUUCUACACUUUAUAGGAAUGAAACGUGUCAUUGAUGCCCUUGUUGGGCAUAGUAAAGGAGGAAACGUGGUGCUCAUAUAUGCUUCAAAGUAUCACGAUGUAGCUACACUUGUAAAUGUGUCCGGACGCUACAAUAUGGAGGGAGGUAUUGCAAAACGCUUGGGUGAAAAUUAUAAGGAAAGAAUUGAGCAAGAUGGAUUCAUUGAUGUAGAAGAUAAAAAAGGUAAUUGUUUUUUUAGCUUCACGGCAGAGAGCUUGAUGGAACGCCUUGCUAUUGAUAUGGGUGCAUUAUGCUUGUCAAUUGGAAAAGAUUGCAGGGUGUUGACUGUUCAUAGUGCUGCGGAUAAAAUAGUACCAGUUGAAGAUGCGUAUGAGUUUGCCAAAGUCAUAGUAAAUCACAAAUUGCAGGUAGUUGAAAGGGCUGAUCAUGGUUACAAUAACGAUAAACAUCUAUCUGAAUUAGCGGAGAUAGUGGUUGGCUAUAUCAAUGAACUUUUCAUGCAAACACCAUCACCUUUGCAGAUAGUUGUCGCCUCUCCUAAUAAGCUUUUCAUUAUAGAAGGUCUUGUACUUAUUCUCAGAAUUUUCCUGAUGUACUACCGCCGCUAG
Messenger RNA from Papaver somniferum (opium poppy), 1347 nucleotides. RefSeq lists its product as uncharacterized. The transcript is spliced from 9 exons. Lineage: Eukaryota; Viridiplantae; Streptophyta; Magnoliopsida; Ranunculales; Papaveraceae. The coding region runs from base 1 to 1347 and encodes 448 amino acids. The record is from RefSeq and is a predicted model, not a curated record.